AAAACCGUGGCGGAAAGAUUGACCCGGCCUGGUCACCCAGCACUGCACAGCGAGUAGAAAGGAGAGCCGUCUUUCAUUUUCAGUGAGGAUAUAAUCAUUGCCACCGGUAGACGCCCCUGCAUGGCCUGAGCGGACUUCAAUCUUCACGCAGUGAAAGAAGAAGCCCUGUUAGUGUUAUGUUCGGUUUGAGGAAGAGAGGUCUCCUUUACGGACGGCAAUAACGCAUCCAUUCUGUACCUGGAGCUAAAUAUCCUCCAUAUCCAGAUAUCACUGGCUGGAGAAAGUCAGUGUGCACCCGCAUACGUAGAUCUACUGAGGUUCAGUACAGGUUUUGGCCUUGGUCCGUGGUACCGCGCCGCCCGCUCAUCAUGUUGACAGAGGCUGGCGUUCCCGUUGUUCUACUUCUCUUCUGUUCGGUACUGGGACGGCACGCGGUGCUUGGCGAAACCACCAACGUUCUCUUCAUAGUCGUUGACGACCUGCGACCAGAGCUGCAGGUUUACGGAUAUCCUCGCGUGCGGUCUUCGAACAUUGCGGGCUUUGCGAAGACUGCCACGCUAUUCCGCAGUGCCUACUGCCAGUUCCCGCUGUGCGCACCGAGCAGAACGUCAUUCCUGACGGGCCGACGGCCAGCGACUACGAAGGUGUUUGACUUGACGACCUACUUCCGGGAUGUGCCGGGGAUGGAGGAUGCUGUCACGCUACCGCAGUUCUUCAAGAACCAAGGCUACACGGUCAGUGGCGCUGGCAAGAUCUUUCAUCAAGGAUCCUCUUCAGGUGAUAAUGAUCCAAUCAGCUGGACGGAACCGUACUACUUGUCGCCGAACAAGGGAAAGUUUGGCGGCACCAGCAUCUCGUGGCAAGCGCGUGAUGAGGACGUACUGGAGUUUCCCGAUGCGCAGAUAGCCACACACACCAUUGAGCAGCUGCGCUCGCUCAAGGACGACAAGUUCUUCAUCGCCAUGGGACUGCACAAGCCUCACCUGCCGUUCGUCUUUCCCAGCGAAUACCUCGACUGGUACUCGGGCAACAUACCGUUAGCCAACCAUACAGAUGCCACUGAAGGUCUUCCAGACCUGGCGUGGAGUUAUUACAACGAGCUGCGAGCGUACGGCGACAUCGAGGAGCUUGAUUUGCCCGUAACCCCGGGCAACUGGAUGCCGGCAUACAAGGCGAGGCAGAUGCGCCGUGCGUACUGGGCAGCAACGUCGUUCAUCGACGCCCAGAUUGGACGAGUACUGGUGGAGUUGGAUGCGCUCGGACUGGCCGAGACGACGGCAGUGGUCAUUGCCAGCGAUCAUGGCUUCCACCUGGGAGACCUGGGUGAGUGGUGCAAGCAGACUAACUUUGAGCCGUCAAACCGUGUCGUUCUGCUAGUGCGUGACCCGUCACUGCCACAGUCUCGCGACCUGGUUGUCAACGAAAACGUUGAACUGCUCGACGUUUACCCAUCGCUGGUGGAGAUGACCGGACAUAGUGUGCCGGAGUACCUGGAGGGGAAGUCCCUGAAGCCGCUGAUGCAGGAGCCGGGUUUCGUGCCGCCGCUCUGGCACAACGCAAGCUUUUCGCAGACGCACUCGCAGCACGCGCGCAGCGUGAUGGGCUUCACGGUGCGGACGACCGGCUGGCGCUACACCGAGUGGGUUGCUUUUGAUAACUCCGCCGGUGAGCCUCUGUGGCAUGACCUGCGCGGCACGGAGCUCUACGAUCACCGCAACGACGCCAAGGACGUGUUUGGCGGACACGAGGAAGUGAACCUUGCUGACAAGUCUGGAUACGAGGAACUGAGGUCCCAGCUCCGGUUGUUACUGCACAGCCAGUCUGCCAUAACACCUGUGCCUCCAGUUUAGGCGACUGAUGUGAAUCAGGACGACACCGAUCGCUUGGUGUGAAUAGAGCCAAGUACUUUGUGAUUACCGAUAAGCACGUGCAUUUUGCAUAAGCAGCCAACCGGCAACAUUGCGAUCGCAUUGCAAUGUUUGAUGUUCUCGUAUGCCAUGGGGUGUGCGGUCACGGUUCAUGGCACAUGUGUUGUGAUUAUCAACUACUACAACUUGAAAGUCUUCUUGGUGCUCCUGCUGGACAGGAAACCAAACAAAAACCUUUGCCAAGCUACUCCUCUCAACCUGACUUCUGAGGCUAGGAAUAUUUAGAGUUGCCUCCACUUCAAAGUUUUAUGCAAGAGCUAUCAUAAAUUUAUUGACUAUAGGCUCUUUAUGUCCGAGCUUGGCAAAAUCUGGCUUUGGAAAAUUUAAUUUUUUCACUGAUACCAGUUUCGGCUUCAUGUUCUCUGUGCUGCGCUGACGAGUCCACAAAGGAUGAAACAGUUCUUCUGUCUGCAGAUUGAGUAGACUAUAUUUUCUAUACCAGGUGUAAAAUGCUGUGACUAUUUUGAGGCAAUUUCGUUUUUUUCUUCGACUUGAACAGGCUGUCAUUAUUACUUAGGAUACUAACCUCCCGAUACUAAACACAAUCUCUUCCACACGUCUCGAAUAGGAUAAUGCUGAAAUUGAUAUUACCCGCACACAUA
Messenger RNA from Sycon ciliatum, 2530 nucleotides. Its product is annotated as iduronate 2-sulfatase-like. Lineage: Eukaryota; Metazoa; Porifera; Calcarea; Leucosolenida; Sycettidae. Gene Ontology annotation, cellular component: cytoplasm. Gene Ontology annotation, molecular function: iduronate-2-sulfatase activity. The transcript has 6 exons. The coding region runs from base 369 to 1850 and encodes 493 amino acids. The record is from RefSeq and is a predicted model, not a curated record.